AUGCCAGUUCCUCUUGCACCUUAUCCAACACCUCCAGCCGCAUAUGCUCCUCCUCCUCCUCCUCCUCCUACUACUCCUCCUCCGGCCAAUGGAGCACAGAGCCAGCUUGUGUGUUCUGGAUGUCGAAACCUGUUGCUGUAUCCAGUUGGAGCAACCUCUGUAUGUUGUGCUGUUUGUAAUGCAGUCACCGCUGUGCCACCUCCUGGCACAGAAAUGGCCCAGUUGGUUUGUGGAGGUUGCCACACCUUACUCAUGUACAUCCGUGGAGCAACAAGCGUUCAAUGUUCUUGUUGUCAUACAGUCAAUCUAGCCUUGGAGGCAAAUCAAGUGGCACACGUCAAUUGUGGGAACUGCAGGAUGCUGUUGAUGUAUCAAUACGGAGCCCGGUCUGUGAAAUGUGCUGUUUGCAAUUUUGUGACACCAGUUGGGGUCUCAACAAGCGUUACUGAACAGAAGUUCAAUACCUGA
Molecule: messenger RNA, 468 nt
Organism: Dovyalis caffra
Lineage: Eukaryota; Viridiplantae; Streptophyta; Magnoliopsida; Malpighiales; Salicaceae
Source: the annotation of a GenBank genome assembly